AUGUCUGAUAAUAUAACAAAAAAAAUUCUUGUACUUGGAAGUCGUUGGAGUGGUAAAAGUCUUUUAAUAAAACGUUUAGAAGAUCUUUGUUCAUCAUCGAAAAUAACAAAUGAUGAAUUUAUUUAUACAACAACUACUAUUGGAAAAACAUUAACACUAUUGAAAUAUAAACGAAAUCAAACAUAUGAAUUACAUGAACUUGGUGCAUCAUUAAGUUCUCUAUGGAAAUCAAUUUAUACGAAAAGUGAUUUCGAUAAAAUUAUUUAUGUUAUUGAUUCAACCCAACCAUGGUCAAUUUCAUUUAUAUUAGAACAAUUAAAAGAAAUAUUCGAACAAAUACCAAUAAAAUCAAAAAAUAUUCUUCUAGUUUUUAAUAAAGCUAAUGAAAUUAAUUCAUUAAAUAAAACAGCUUUAGCUGAAUUACUUGAUUUAGAUUCGUUUUGGAAAGGAGAAAUGGAUGUCAUUGAAACAAAUGCUCGAACCGGAAUGAAUUUAUCAGCAUUACUUGAAUGGUUAAUACGAUAG
Adineta steineri is the source of this 525-nucleotide messenger RNA. The record is from the annotation of a GenBank genome assembly. NCBI's taxonomy places the organism in Eukaryota, Metazoa, Rotifera, Eurotatoria, Adinetida, Adinetidae.